Perca flavescens (yellow perch) is the source of this 12514-nucleotide messenger RNA. RefSeq names its product spectrin, beta, non-erythrocytic 5 (gene sptbn5). Gene Ontology annotation, molecular function: protein binding. Bases 1 to 12081 code for a protein of 4026 amino acids. The record is from RefSeq and is a predicted model, not a curated record. The transcript has 79 exons. Lineage: Eukaryota; Metazoa; Chordata; Actinopteri; Perciformes; Percidae.
AUGUUACCGUGGAGGAGGAUAGCCCCCCCGGAGAGUAAUGUUACCGUGGAGGAGGCGGUUGGUGAACAGGAUGAGCAGCUUUCUCUGAGGCGGCAGGUGUUCAUGUUCCUGGACUCGCCCACACAGACGCUGGAGGAGUCCUUCAGAGUGAAGCAUGCUCACGGCUCUUACAUGGUGUAUGCAGGCUCUGGACAGGUGAAAUGUUUUGAGGAGGAGGUGGCAGCGUUGCUCACCGUUCUGGUGGAGGCGCUGCUGGAUCUGGUGUCCGGAGGAAGGCCCGACCUUUUCGACUACGGCCGUCUCCAUGGUGAUGACCCCAGGCGUAACCUUGACCACGCCUUUGUGCUGGCGGAGCGCCAGUUUGGGAUCAUGCAGCUGCUGGAGGUGGAGGACAUGCUGGUGUCCCAUCCCGACGAGAAGUCCAUCAUGACCUACGUGUCCCUCUACUACCACUACUUCUCCAAGAUGAAGCAGGGCCUGACCAAUCAGAAGAGACUCGCCAAGAUAGUCGGCAUGCUGAUGGAGCUGGACGCCAUGAAGGUCCAGUACGAGCGGCUGGUCUCAGAUCUGCUUCGCUGGAUCAAAACCAAGGUGGUGCAGCUGAACGACCGGAGAUUCCCAAACUCUGUGAGGGAGAUCCAGAAGCUGAUGAUGGCGUUCAAGACCUACAGAACUGUGGAGAAACCCCCCAAAUAUCAGGAGCGUGGAGCGAUUGAAGCUCAUCUGUUCAGUCUGAAGACUCAGCUGGCAGCCAACAACCAGUGGGCUUACAAUCCUCCAGAGGGUAAAACCCUGAGUGACAUAGAGAAGAGUUGGGCUUUGCUGGAGAGAGCUGAACACGAGCGAGAGCGCGCCCUGCAGGAGGCGCUGCUCCGCCUCGAGAACCUGGAGCAGCUCGCCCAGAAGUUUGAGAGGAAGGCAGCGCUCAGGGAGGGGUACUUGGAGGACACGCUGCGUCUGAUCCGGAGGCAGGACUUCCGCGGUCUCUCCACCCUGGAGGAGGCCCAGGCAGCCGGCCGGCGUCUGGAGGCGCUGGCCACCGACGCCUUGGCCAGAGAGCCGCGCUUCGCCGCCCUGAGAGACAUGGCCGAGACCAUAGAGAGAGGAAACUACCACAGCAAGGAGCAGGUCAUCCGGAGAGAGGAGAACAUCAGCCAUCGAUGGAAGGACCUACUGCAGCAGCUCCAAGAGCAGAGGGGGCUGCUGGGUAAUGUAGUUGAAAAUCUGAGUGUCCUCCGAGACAUCGAGCUCGUCUCCCAGGAACUGAAAGAACUACAGUCCCAGGCCAGUUCCUCUGACCUGGGGAAACAGCUGGCUGAGGUGGAGUCUCUCCUCCAGAAACAGGAUCUUCUGGAAGCUCAGAUCUCCGCUCACGGUGAAACCAUCACCGCCAUCAGCAGCACAGCGCUGAAAGUGAAAGCGAGAGAUGGUCAGCAGAUUCAGAGCAGAGUGAGAGCUCUCGACACGCAGUACAAAUCUCUGGUGUCUCUCAGCGGAAACAGGAGGAGACAGCUCGAUGCUCAGCUGAGGCUGUUUGAGUUCUUCUAUGACUGUGAGGAUGCGGAGGCCUGGCUGUACGAGCGCUGGUUGAGGCUGCAGACUGCCGGACUCGGCAGAGACCUGAACCACAUCCAGCUGGCCCAACACAAGCACAAGGCGUUGGAGGCGGAGCUCCAGGCCCAGGAGUCUCUGUACCAGGGGGUUCUGGGUCGAGGCCAGGACCUGCUGUCCAAACAGAGUCAGCCCAAUCAGAGAGCCAUCCAGAAGUGGAUCCGCACCCUUAAGAAGCAGUGGAGCCACCUGACCGCCGAGGCCACGGGACACCGCAACAGACUGCAGGCCGCCGCCGCCAUCAAACAGUACUUUGCAGAUGUGGCGGAGGCCGACUCCUGGCUGAGCGACAGGAAACCGCUGCUGAACAGCGAGGAUCACGGAAAGGAUGAGUCGAGCACGGCCGCGUUGCUGCAGCGCCACCUGCGGUUGGAAAAGGAGAUGGUGGCCUACGCCUCGGAGAUAAAGAGACUAACCGAGCAGGCGAGGAGCGCCGCGCAGCAAACAGCUCUGACCGCGGAGCCUCAGCAGAGUAAGAUGAUCCAAUACAGCAGCGACUCAUCCGGAGACGAGGAUGGUCCAGGAGCGGUGACAUCACCGCCACCUAGAGCCGGAGGUGGGAGUGGGGGUGGGGGGGGCUCUGGCAGCGGCUCCUGUCAGAGUGAAGACAGCAGGGCCAAGGUCCGCUUCAGAUACAGCAGAGGUCAGUUUCCAUGGGAUCGUAAUGAGAUUGUAACCAUAGUCCACACUGAGCCGGAUGGAGACCGAGUUCUGGCCAGAGACAGCCGAGGAAACCAGCAGCUCGUCCCCAAAACCUACCUGACCCUGCUGCCAGCCACUGCUCCUCCCCCCAUCCCGCCCGUCUCCACCAAUGGUGCGCCAGAGAGCCCGAGCAGGAAGUUGAGUCGUCCGAGACGCAGCCGCUCGAUGCGUCGCGGUACGGCAGAGAUCCAGACCACAUCGCUGCCAGACCCACAGUACCAGAGAGACACAGUGGAGAGCACGCAGGCCGGCCUGGACCGGGACUACAACUCCCUGUACAACCUGGUCAAGUCGAAGACCAGGAGUCUGCAGGAGAUGCUUCGUCUUCAUCGGUUCUACAACAGCUGCCAGGAGUUUGAGUCGUGGAUGGAGGACAAGGAGAACGUCCUGAACACCUUCAGCACCGACGCCGACAACCUGGGAGUGGUUCAGGCUAAAUACGAGAACUUCCUGACUGAGUUGGCGAGUGGGCGUGGCCAGUUGGAUGACAUCAUCAGCAUGGCGGAGGAACUGGUGAAGAGACGACACAGUAAGCAGAGAGAGAUCCAGGCCAGACAGAGGAGCGUUUCCAAAAGGUGGGAUCGGAUCCAGCGGCUGAAAGACGAGAAAGGACACGAGCUGCUGAGCACGGCCGACGUGCAGUCCUUCCUGCAGAGCUGCGCCGAGGCCAAAGCUCAGCUGCAUGGCCAGCUGUCCGGCCUGGACACCGUGGACGUGGGCUGCAGCGCCUUCACCCUGCAGGCCGAGGAGAAGAUCCAGACUCAGACCCUCCGAGACAUCCAGACCCUGGAGGCUAAGAUCGCCUACCUGAAGAACGUCGCCAAGAUGAAGCAGGACUGCAGUCCAGCCGAGAGGUCAGCCAUCGUAGAGGAGGUUCAGGGUCUGGAGGCUCUGCUGAAUCAGUUGAAGCGGCAGGCUGCAGACAGACAGCUGCUCCUGGAGGAGGCCCGCGGGCUGCAGAGCUUCCAGCAGCGGGCCAAGGAGCUGCAGCGCUGGACCGGCUCGGUGCAGGACCGCCUCCUGCAGGAGGAGCCGGCCGGAGACGUGGCCUCGGCCCUGGCCCUGCUGGACCAUCACCACGAGCUCCGGAUGGAGAUGGACGAGCACAGGAGCAGAUUGAAAGACUUGGAGAAGUCGGGGACGUCUCUUCUGCAGGGCUCGUCCAAUGGGAAGACGGGAGGUGUCGACAUCCAACAGACGCUUGACAAACUCGAGGCUGAUUGGUCCAAGCUUGAUAAGCUGUGGACCAGUAGGAAGGAGUGUUUGGAGCAGGGGGUGGAGCUCCAGAGGCUGAACCAGGAGGGAGACCGGAUCGAGGCGGCGCUGUCCGGACACGAAGCCCGACUCAGGGUCAAAGACGUCGGGGACUCGAUGGACAGUGUCCACAGUCUGCUGGGCCGGCAGGAGGAGCUGGACGGCCUCCUGAGGGCUUCAGACCAACGCGUGGAUCAUUUUGCCCACCGCAGCCAGGAGCUCAUCAACCAGCAGCACUACGCUGCCAAACACAUCAAGGAGCGGAGCAGGAGCAUCCAGAGGGCCAACAAGUCACUGAAGGAGAGCAGCAGGCAGAGGAGGAGUCUGCUCCUGGCCUCAAAGAAAUAUCAGGAGUUCCAGAGAGACACAGAUGAGCUGCUGCUGUGGAUGGAGGAGAAGUUUAAGGUGGCGGAGGACGAGUCGUACCGGGACCCCACCAACAUCCUCCGAAAGCUGAAGAGACACGAGGCCUCGGAGAAGGAGAUGCAGGCUAACCAGGUCUGGCUGGACAGACUGGUUCAGCUGGGGCAGGAGAUGCUUGCUGAAGAGCACUACAAUAGCCAGAGCAUCAGCAGGAAGUUGACUCAGCUCGGCAGCCGGUGGAGGAGACUUCAGGACAAGAUGGCCGACAGAGGAGACAAACUGAGACAGGCGGGACAGCAGGAGCAGCUGAUGGAGCUGCUGCAGGACGCCAAGCUGAAGAUCGAGGCCAUCCAGUGGAUGCUGAACAACGCUGCCAAAGGUCACGACCUCCGCUCCAGCCGACAGCUCCUGAAGGAGCAUCAGCAGCUGGAGCAGGAGGCCAAGGAGCUGGCGGAGAAGAUCAACUCCAUCGUGAGCAGGGCCAAACAUCUCGCCACCAAUCACUUUGACUCCCAGAGGAUCCUGCAGGAGACCGACACGUACCUCACUCUGUUCAAGUCUCUGAAGAACCCUCUGGACCGGCGCCGGGCCCAGCUGGAGGCGUCCGUGCUGCUGUUUGGGUUCUACCACGACGUGGACCUGGAGCUCAGCUGGAUCUCUGAACACCUUCCCGCCUCGGGAUCCACAGGAUACGACAAGUCUCUGGCUGGAGCCAUCAGCCUUGUGCAGAAACACAAGGAGUUGCAGGCAGAAGUGAACGCCCACCGAAAACACCUGAACCACGUCCUGGAGAAGGGGCGGGGCCUGGCCAAAUCCAGCAAAUCAGACGGAGAGGAAGUCCUCCAGAGGUGUACACAGCUGAGUGAAGAGUGGGAGGAGUUAGAGGAGGCCUGCAACAGGAGAGCAGCUCACCUGAGCAAGGCCAUCACCAGAGAACAGCUGCUGUUGGACUGUUCGGAGCUGGAGUCCAGGCUGACUGAGACUCUCACUCUGGUGAACACCGACGACUACGGCAAAGACCAGCUGGCCACACAGAGUCUCCUCACCAAACACCAGGUUUUGGAGGGCCAGCUGGAGGUGCUGGAGGUGGAGGUAGAGGAGUUAGGAGACCAGGUGGAGCAGGCGGUUCAGACCUGGAGCCUGGAGGAGCUCAGCAGGCCCUACAGUCGCCUCAGCAGCCUGAACCAGCAGCUGCAGCACCAGGCGGCUCUCAGGGGUCAGAGGUUAAAGGAAGUCCUCCAUCUCCACGAGUUCAGCCGAGAGUCGUCCGAGUUGGAGGACUGGAUGAACCAACAGAGACAGACAGCCGAGUCUCAGGACCUGGGCAACGACUACCAACACGUACAGUUGCUGCGGGGGAAGUUUGAAGGUUUCCUGAAGCAGCUGGAAGUGGGUGAGGAGAGACUGCAGAGCUGCAGCGAGCUCGCUGCUCGACUGAUCCGCCAAAAACAUCCCCAGAGAUCUGCAGCCAGAGAGACACUCCAGCAGCUCAGUGCAUGCUGGGAGGAUUUGAAGGGCGUGGCCAGGGAGCGUCAGGAUCAGCUGCAGAGAGCUGAGGAGUGUUACCGCUUUUACCAAGACCUGACCGACGCGCUGACACUCAUCCAGGAGCGGCAGAAGAGCAUCCCUGAUGACGUGGCGAAGGAUGUGCGAGGAGUGAUGUCACAGCUGAGGAAACACGAGGCUCUGCUCCACGAGCUGGCUGUCUCCGAGCAACAGUUGCAGGAGCAGCUGGAUGGUGUCGACUCUAUCCUGGACCUCUGCACGCCUCAGCUGAAGCUCCGCCUACAGGAAGUGCAGCAGGAAGUGGUGGAGCGUUGGGAGGAGCUCCGACUCCACGCAGAGAAAAGGGAGGAGGAGCUAAAACUAGCGCGCCAGAGAUACUCGUUCCUCAACACGGCGCAGGAUUACUUCCUGUGGUGCAGCCAGCUGAUUGGUGCGAUGGCGGCCGAGGAGAGCAUCAGCGACGUGGCGACUGCCGACCUGCAGCUGGCCCAGCACCAGCAGCUGUGGGCCGAGAUGGAGGCCCGGCAGGAGACGUACCAACAGGCUCGGGACAUGGGGGAGGAGCUGCAGACGCAGGACAGGACCAACAGGAAGGAGGUGGCGGAGAAGCUGGAGUCCCUUCAGGCGGAGCGAGACAAGCUGGAGGACCAGUGGAACCAGAAACAGAGCUGGUUAGACAGCGUUCACCUGGAGCAGGUCUUCUACAGAGACGCUGACAGCAUGGACAAAACCUCCAGCUCUCAGGAGGUCCUGCUGCAGAACAGCACUCUGGGAAACACAGUCGACGAGACCGAGGGUUUGAUCAAACGCCACGAGGCUUUCGAGAAGCUGCUCAGCUCGCAGGAGGACAAGCUCUCCUCUCUGAAGGAUCUGUCCGAGCGGCUGAAGAAGCAGCUGAGCAGAGAGAAGAGUGGACGGGUCCGAACCAAACUCAAAGCCCUCCUCCAGCGACGGGACAGGAUCAAGGAGCUGUCCGUCAAACGCAGGGAGGAGCUGGAGCUCUCCAGGAUGCUGUGCAUCUUCAACCGAGACGUUGCCGAGGCCGAGGAGUGGGUGUCCGAGCGGAGGCAGAAGAUGGCCGAGGACGGUAAAGCCGACCUGAGCAACCUGCAGGCCAAGAUGAAGCUCCUCCAGAAGCAUCAGGUGUUUGAGGCCGAGAUCCUGGCGCACCGAGAGAUCAUCGGCUCCGUGCUGCGGGCCGGAGAGGAGCUUGUUUCCCUUCGACACCCGAGGUCCAAGGAGGUGAAGAGGAGCGCAGCCGCCCUGCAGCUCCACUGGGAGGAGCUGAAGAAGGCCAUGGCCACCCGAGGGAAAGAUCUGGAAGAUAACAGGGACUUCCUGGAGUUCUUGCAGAAAGUGGAAGAGGUGGAGGCCUGGAUCAGACAGAAGGAGGUGAUGGUUAAUGUCGGAGAUGUUGGGAAGGAUUAUGAACACGGAGUUCAGCUGCUGAAGAAACUCGGCGAGUUCAGGGGAACUGGAGACGGGGACGUGACUGUGGACGAUGCUCACAUCACCGCCAUCAACAGACUGGCAGCCCGACUGGAGAAGAGACAGAGCGCCGAAGAACAGCUGACUGUCCGACAGAGGAGACAGCAGCUCAACGAUCGGUGGAGCAAGUUUCACGGAGAUCUGAACAAUUACAAGAGGAAGCUGGAGGGGGCGCUGGUGGUGCACGCUCUGAUCAGAGAGCUGGAGGAGGUCCGAGACCGAGCCAACGAGAAGAUGCUGCUGCUGCAGGGUCAGGACUGUGGGUUUGACGUGGACAGCGUGGAGAAUCUGAUGCGACGCCACGAGGAAACGGAGCGAGAGGCCGGGGUCAUCCUGGAGAGGUCAAAGGCUCUGGAGACGGAGGUGUCGGACCACCUGAAGGCCCGAUCGGUGAUGAGCGACAAGCUGAAGAACAAACAGAAGGAAGUCCAGAAAGCUCUCAGGACUCUGGACCAGCAGGUGGAACUCAGGAAGGAGAAGCUGCACGAGGCCCACCAGCUGCAGCUGUUCAAAGCCAACCAGCGCCUCCUGUUGGAGUGGAGCGUCAAACAGAGCGGCGAGAUGGCGGAGAAAGGCCUUCCCAAAACCAGAGCCGAGGCCGACCGGCUCAUCCUGGAGCAUCAGGACUGGAAGACGGAGAUCGACGCCCGCGCCGAGCGCAUCGACUCAGUCCGGGACUUCGGCCUGGGUCUGAUCCGAUCGUGUCACGGUUCCAAGGCGGAGAUCCAGAAGGCCCUGAACCAGCUGGAGGAAGCUAAAUCUGGACUGGACCGAGCCUGGCAGAACCGCAGCACGACCCUGGAGCAGGCCCGAACCCUGCAGGUGUUCCUGUCUUCUGUAGAGCAGUGUGAGAGCUGGCUCAACAACAAGGAGGCCUUCCUCUCCAACCAGGACCUGGGGAGCUCUGUGACGGAGGUGGAGGCUCUGCAGAGGAAGCAGGCCCAGUUCGCCGAGGCUCUGGAGGCUCAGGUGGAGCAGCUGGACCAGGUGGACAAACUGGGCCAGGAGAUGAUCCAACAGAACCACUACGACUCCGACAACAUCCGAGCCAAGAGCAGAGCACUGGCCGCCAGACGGAGCCAGCUGCAGCAGCAGAGCAGAUCUCGUCUCAAAGCUCUGGACCGAUCCCUGAAGCUUCAGCAGUUCUUGUCCAGCAGCUAUCAGGUGUGUGUGUGGCUGAACGAGCGUAACGCUGUGGCGCUGGAUGAGAGCUGGAGGGAACCAACCAACCUGCAGGCCAAACUGCUCAAACAUCAGAGCUUCGAGGCCGAGGUCCUCGCUAACCGCUACAGGGUGGACACGCUCACCAAGGAAGCACAGAAGCUGCUGUCGGAGUCUGGAUCAGCUGACCUGAAGGUUGGACCUCGACUCAGAGAGCUGGAGGACAGCUGGGACGCACUGCUCCACAACUGUAAGGAGAAGAAAACCAGACUACAGGAGGCCUACCAGGCGCUGCAGUUCCAGCGUUCGUUAGACGACGUGGAGCAGUGCGUGGGCUCAGUGGAGAGCGAGCUGACCAAUGAGGACUGCGGGAGCGACUUGCCGUCUGUCAACAGGCUGCUGAAGGCUCUGCAGGGCCUGGAGGAGGAGGUGGAGGGACACCGAGACAGAAUCCAGGGUCUGGUGGAAACAGCCAAGAGCUUCCACUCUCAGGGAAACUUCCUGGCGGAGGAGAUCCAGACCAGAGUGGCCCAGACCAUCAGCAGGUAUAACAGUCUGUCAGAGCCCCUGCAGAGCCGGAGGGAGACCCUGGAGGCCUGGCAGGUUCUGUUCCAGUUUUACAGAGACUUGGAGGAGGAGGUGGCCUGGACCAGCGACAGACUGCCCUCCGUCACGGCUAAAGACUGGGGGAGCUCGCUGAGCAACGCCCAGCAGCUGCUCCACAAACACCAGGCUAUGAUGCAGGAGAUCUUAAGCCGCACCCCAUUGGUCCAGGCAGUUCAGGAGGCGGGGCAUAGUCUGGUCAGAGGUCGCCAUUUUGCGUCUCACGACAUCCGGGAGCGUCUGGAGGAGCUGAAGAGUCUCCGCGAGGCGCUGAUGACGGAGGCGGAGAGGAAGGGGAAACUCCUGCAGGAGGCGCUCGGCAUCCACUCCUUCCUCACCGAGGUGUCUGAGCUGGAGCUGUGGUCUGAGGACCAUCAGGCUGGUCUGGAGUCCCAGGACUGUGGGCGUAGCGAGGAGACGACCGAGGCUCUGCUGCGGAGGCUGGACGCUGUGGACGGAGAGCUGGACAACCAGAGGAGGACCCUGGAGAGACUGCAGGAGACCGGAGCCUCGCUGCAGCAUCUCGGACACCCAAACAGCCACCUGGUCAGCGAGUCCCUCCCAGGAGUCCUCGAACGCUUCGAGACUCUCCUCCGACUGUCCUCCGCUCGCCGCGCUGCUCUGGAGGACCAGCUCCGCCUCUACGUGUUUGAGAGAGAAGCCAAAGAACUACAAACAUGGCUGAACUCCAAGAAGGCUGUGGCCGAGUCGAAAGACUGCGGACAAGACCUGGAGGAUGUCGAGGUCCUUCAGAAGAAGUUGGAGGUUCUGGUGUCGGAGAUGUCCAGUCUGGGUCGCAGCCGGCUGACCUCGGUGCAGCAGCUGGGCCGAGGGCUGCAGCGGGACGGCCCGGCCCGGAGGAGGGACGAUGCCCUCAGCCGGCUGUGGGACGAACUCAACAGCAGCAUCCGGACCAGAGAAGAGAACCUGCAGUCGGCGAGGGAGGUUCACCAGUUUGAUCACGACGUGGACGAGCUGAAGGGCUGGAUAGCGGAGAAGGAGGCGGUGCUGGACUCGGAGGACCAGGACCAGGACCAGGACCACGACCUGCACUCCAUCCAGACUCUGCUGAGGCAACACGAGGCGCUGGAGAGGGAGCUGGUUCUGAUCUCCGAGGAGGUGACCCGGAGCCGAGAGGAGGGCCGCGCUCUGAUUGGACGGCAGCCGCGGGCCCGAGCCGCGGUGUCUCGGAGGCUGGAGGAGCUGCAGGCCUGCUGGGCCAGCGUCCGGGACAAGGCGUCCCAGCGCCGAGCCAGGCUGGGCCAGGCCCAAGACAUGCAGAAAUACCUGUCCCACUGGACCGAACUCAUGACCUGGCUGAGGGAGGUGCUGUCUCUCGUUCGAGGGGAGGCUCUGAGCGUGGAGGGAGCGGACCUGGAACAGCUCCUUAAAAAGCACGACGAGUACCGUGUCCAGAUCGACCGACAGCUCAGCAAAUCCCAGGCCGUGAAGGAGGAAGGGGGGCAUCUGAUAGAGGGAGGGAACUUCAUGUCCCCAGAGGUGGGUGAGCGUGUCUGUGAGCUGGAGGAGCUGGAGCUGCAGGUGGAGAAGGUUUGGGAGGAAACCAGGCUGCUGUAUGAGGAGGAGCAGGAGGUGUCACUCCUGCAGAGGGAGCUGGAGCAGGCGGAGCGCUGGCUGAGCUCCUACGAAAACACGCUGAUGGCCGAGGACUUCGGGGACUCGGUGUCUGAUGUGAUGGAGCUCCUGAAGAGGCAGGAGGACUUGGAAGCCAUGAUCCAGGCCCAGAGUGACCGCUUCAUCGCCCUACAGCAGAAGAAAACACAGAGGGAGAAGAGACUUCAUGGAAGUGAGAACACGGACCUUCAGGAAAGAAAACCUCCAGCCAGAGUUUCCUCUCUGAGGAGUAAACCAUUGGACACAAAGACACCGCGGACCUCCUCCUCCUCCUCCUCCUCCAGGGACAUCGUGCGUCGAGUCAGCAGCGGCAGGAAGCUGGACAGGCCAAUCAGAUCGUCCGUGUGGGACAAGAAGACCUCCACCAGUCCCCCAAAGGGCCUGUCUCUCCACCCUGCCUUGGACUCAAGCUGGAAGAAACAGGAGGAAGAAGAAGACGCUGACGUUCCUCCUGCUCCCGUUUUAGCGAGCCGUCGAAGCCGCCACUCAAACUCAACACCUGGCUCUCCACUCAGAACAUCGCCUCCACCCCUUGCCUGUCUAACCUCUGUCUCCUCUUCAUCUCCCGAGGAAGACCGACGUCCAAAAUUCAAACCUGCUUUGGCUCCAAAGCCAAAAAUCUCGUCCCCUAAAACCUCCGUCUCUUCAUCUCUUGAGGAUGAUCCCAGAUCCAAACCACUUCCGGCUCCAAAGCCCAGAAUCUCGUCUAACGUCCGCUCUGAGCCCCCAAACCAAACGGAGAAAGCUGCUAGGCCACCUAGCUCGCCUCCACCAAUCAGAAAGCUCGUUGCUCCGACUGAACCGCCGUCUCCGCCCGUCGCCGAAAGAGGUUUCUUUUCCCCUGAAUCACAACCGUAUUCUCCAGGGAAAGAGCUCGACAGCGAGCCUGAUCCUCCCGAUUCUCCACCACCUGACUCCCUGACUGCUGCACCAAUCACAGAGCAGGAUACCGAGUCAGCUGACCUUGCUCCUCCAACUCGUGAGCCGACUCCAUCUCCUCCUCCUCCUCAGCGGCAGAGGAAGUUAGAAGAUCUGCCGGAGGAAGAACGCAGCACAGAGGUAACGGCAGAGCAGCCAAUCAGGAUGGAGGGGAUGCUGGAGAUCAAACUGAAACAAGGAGGAAACAAGGGUCUGGAGCACUGGGAGGAGGUGUUUGCCGUUCUGGAAGGAGAGACGCUGAGCCUGUUUAAAGACCGAGCGGCUGCCGCAGAGAGGGCCUCUAGGUGGCCUCCUAUCAACAUGGACGGAGUUGUUUGCAGGGAGAACGUUUACUACAGGAGGAAGGAGAACACGUUCAAACUGAUACUGCAGGACGGCAGUCAGUACCUGUUUGCAGCGUCCAGCAGAGAACUGCAGCUGCUUUGGGUGAAAAAACUCCAAAACUGCUCCGAAUCUGCCAGCAGCGACUCUGACGACUCGGGGAGAGCGUCAUCGGUCAACCUGAGUUUGGAGAAGUUGGCCGAGGCUCCAGACGAUUCGGCUUCGACCAAACCGCUCGACAAGAGAGCUGAGAGCCUGGAGAGACAGUCGUCCACGGAGGGCCAGCCUCCUCCCAAACCGCCCCACACGUACUACGACAAACACCACUACCCAGAGGAAGGGGAGAGCAGCACAGAUGCAGAGAGCCGACAAAAGCAGCCUCCUCUUCCUCUGUCCACCGACACCCAGGACCCCCCCACUGUGACCCCUCAGCUUACAGACGACAACACGGGCAAGUCAAGACUGAGCAUCUUCAGGAAGAUUUUCCCCAAGAAGUAAAGCUUGUCUAGUUUAGUUUACUAACUAAGAAGUAAAUCUUUAUCGACUUAAUCAAUCCAUCCAGUCACUUUUCUUCAUACUGGGACGCCAAAUGGUGCCAUGACAAAGAUGUUAAUAUUGAAAUAAUAAGGUUUCACCCCCCAGAAUUGGGGUACAAUUUCCACCCUUGACACUAGAUGAGGUGUUAUCAAAUGCCAAGUGAAAAUAAUCUCACGUACAAAGUGCUUUUAUUUAAGUGCCUCACAGAAAAUAAAGAACCCAGGGACUGAAAAAAGGUGAUUAUACAAUUCUCUAAUAAAAUUCUCUAAUAAAAAUCUUUGAAAUUAGUCCAGUAUUGAGCGAGAACGCUGUAACCGGCAACCAUAAACCGGGCUGCAAUCUAGCCCUACAGGACAAAAGUUCAGCAUCAGUUAGCGUCCACUAAAAGUUCUGU